This is a messenger RNA of Gavia stellata (red-throated loon), 12018 nucleotides long. RefSeq names its product centrosomal protein 350 (gene CEP350). Gene Ontology annotation, cellular component: centrosome. Lineage: Eukaryota; Metazoa; Chordata; Aves; Gaviiformes; Gaviidae. The transcript is spliced from 37 exons. The record is from RefSeq and is a predicted model, not a curated record. Gene Ontology annotation, biological process: microtubule anchoring. Gene Ontology annotation, molecular function: microtubule binding.
AUGUGGAGCAACAAGUCAAAUGAGGUGCCUCUACAAAAUCCGAGGCAUAACCAAAGCAAAGAUUCUACCAGAGAUCUAACUGCAGCAUGGGCUACUUUUUCUCAGACUAAGGCUGCUCUACGUCACAUAGAGAACAAAUUGGAAAUAGCUCCCACCGGCACGGCUGUAUUUGACUCUGUCAUGGAUGCCAAGAAGCCCUCUGCUAGCUCUAGCAGGAAAAUAAGCAGAAAGGAUAGGUACAUAGAGGAUUCUUUGGUUUCUGCUUCAGCUUCCCGGUCCUCCAGCCAAAAUAAAUCAAGCAAGGAGAAGUCCUCACGCAGCCCUCUUCGAGCGACCACCCUUGAAAGCAAUGUGAAAAAAAGCAAUCGUGUGGAAUUUCGUGAACCAUUGGCUUCAUACAGGGAUACAUACAGUUCUCUGUCUUAUCACACUUCUAGCCAACUUGAGGCCAAGCAACUGCUCUCUAGUUUGGACUUCAACGAAGUAGAAGGGAAGACUGAAAUAACAGGCCAUUUGAUACAUGACCGAGACGAGCGGGAUCUACGCAGCAGAGAUUUUGAAAGCCCAUGUUCUUCUGCUGUAGAUGAGACUGUUGUUAGGUAUUUGAAUGACAGACCAGCAAUUGAUGCCUUGCAGAAUAACGAGGCAUUUCUUAAGGUCGCGACACCUCCAAGAUUGGAAGAGGAAAAAACUAGUGGCUCCAGAGGAGAUGAGAGCAGCACUAAAACUGCUCAGAGUAACACAUCUCAGGACAGUGACUUGAAAGUGUCUUCCCCUUCUAGUACUUCUAGUGCUCAUAGGCUGGAAAUCUUGAAACGGCGGCAGCAUGAUGCUAAGUUGGAGAAGCUGAAGGAGCGGAUUCGAAAGCAGUGGGAGCAUUCUGAAGAGCUAGGUGGCAGAGGGCAGCACUCGGCAUAUGCUGAGCAACCUGUUGUGAUCACAAACGUGGAGAAUGCGGUGACUCCCAAAGUCAGGAAGGUGGCAGCUGCACCUGCUGCUCCAUCAUAUAGAGGUUUCAAUCCUGCUGAAACAAAGAUUCGCACUCCAGAUGGAAAGAUCUGGCAUGAGGAAGAAUUUCACGUUGGUCGGGAGCUAUAUAGAGAUAUAGCACUCCACUUUUGUUUGUUUUUAGAGGAUUCAACAGUGAAAGGAAAACCUAGUGAGAGAAACAAAGAGAAAAAAGCAACCCGUCCGGUGCGGAAAGUGCAAAAACUGACACGGUUGUCAAGUCCAGAGUCUAAACAAGGUGGAAACUAUGUAAUAAGUGCAUCCUCUUGGCGGGAGGGACAAAAGCUAGUAAAAAAGAUACUGGGUCCAGCUCCCAGAAUAGAACAGGACAGAAGAGCUGCAUCUACUGACAGAGCAGGACGAGAGAGAGCUGCCAAGUCUGCAGGCUGUAUUGGAAGGACAGGUUCAGAUUCUAGACUGGAUGUUACCCGUAAAACCUCUUCAAGAAGUUCUGAAAGGUCAAGGAGUAAAGUACGGUCUGAGAAUAACCUGAAGAAACUGGAAGCUGCUCUUCCAGAUGAUAACCAAGAAGAUCAUGCCUCUGUAAAUAAGGACUUCCUGCCUGUGGAGAUACGUGGAAUUCUUGAUGACUUGCAGUUGGAUUCCAUGAGUACAAAGCAGGAGAAAGAUCUGGAAAAGCAGAAUCAGAAAUCUGUUUUGCCUACUCAAAAUGUCAGGAGCCACAGUCCAACCAAAAGGAAACCAGACAAGAUAGCUGCCAGUGAGGAGCCUCAGGUGAUCUCUAAGAAACGUCACUAUGAUACAGAUGAGGUUCGUCAGUACAUCAUCAGGCAGCAAGAGGAGAGGAAGAAGAAGCAGAAUGAAGAGAAGAAAGCACAAAAGGAGGCAACAGAACAGAAGAACAAAAGGCUCCAAGAGCUCUACAGAAAGCAGAAGGAGGCUUUUACUAAAGUGAAGAACCUGCCUCCUCCUGAACCUUCCGCAGCCAAACGGUUACAGGAGACCUAUUCUAAACUAUUGCUGGAACAUACAUUUUUAGAAGAGCCACCUCAGCUGCCUACAGUGCAGGAAGCACAGCCCAGACCUGGUUAUCAACCAUCUGGGGAAUCCGACAAAGAAAACAAGGCUCAAGAGCGUCCUCCUAGUGCAUCUUCAAGUAGUGAUAUGUCGCUUUCAGAACCGCAGCAGCCACUACUGAGGAGCGAUUUGAUGGAGCCUCCAUGGGUGCAGCCAGACAGGUUGAGCCCAAGAGUCCAGCUCUCUCACCCACAAGCUCUCAUGGGCUCAAGUGGAGGCCCUUGCUCCCAACACUGGAGUUUGGAGCAGAUGGACCUUUUGUCAAAGGAGUGUGACGCAAUGUUGGGAGGCAGGAGGAGCCAUGCUGCACCCGUGGGAUCGCUGACCUUGAUGCCUCAGCCAUACCUGAAUUCACCUGCUGCACAGCAAAAUCUCUUAGUAAAACCUGCUGCUAACCAAUAUAAGAGCAAAUUAGAUCGGAUUGAAGCUUUGAAAGCUACAGCUGCUUCCCUUUCUAGCAGGAUUGAAAGUGAAGCCAAAAAGUUGGCUGGGGCUGGUAUCAAUUAUGGUACUAUGUGGAACUCAGACCAUGAAUUUUUGCAAGAAAACCAGGAUGAUGGGCGAUGGGCAAAGGCUGUGAGUCCUCCUGUGAGAGAGGAAAAUGAAGAUGCUUUUUCCGCCAGAAUUCAAAAAAUGUUGGGUACCUGUGUGUCUCAUACAGCCUUUGAUGACAGCCUUCCUGGGGUAGGCAACCUUAGUGAAUUUAAAAAGCUCCCUGAGACGAUCAGGCCUCAUACUGCUGCAGUCAGCCUUGGAAUGAGGUCCCCCGCUGCUAACAGGCACGAGGGGAUACUAGGACAUUUAUCUAAGAGACAAACUGACUCCCCGGGGCGUGAAAACCAGGCUUACGCUCCGAACAAAGCUGUAAUUCCUCACGAGUCCAGCAUCGACUCCAUCAGCGAAGGGCCUCUCCUGAGUGACGGAAGCCUCUCUGAAGAGGAAGGAGGCCAGCACAAACAGUUGCCACUGAAGAUGCUGGAGACAUUAAAAGAGAAGGAUUUCUGCAUUCGGGAGAGAAAUGCUUUUGAGCCAAUAAAGGAGUUUCAGAGAGAAGCUGAGAAGUAUUUGCCACUUUUCACUCAGACGAGUGGCGCUCACAGCAAGGGGCCGUGGGAGGAGCUGGCAAAGGGAAGUCCCCACAGUGUCAUCAACAUCUUUGCAAAAAGUUAUCAACUUCAUGGAAAAGUGUUUGAUGAAAGGUCAAAUGGAGGGUCUGCCCUCCUGCGCCCUUUACUCCCUGCCAUGAGCCCUCCAGAGAGCGUGGUGUCUUACGAAGAUGAUUUUGCCUCAUCACAGGGAAGUGGCACUUUAACAGACAAAAAGAUUUCACGUGACCUCAGCAGUAAUUCAAGCAUUCAUGAAGAAGUUCCUAGUAGGAGGUCUCCCCACGAACCUCGAUCUGUAGAGCUUGCUUCUCAGCAUUCAUCUGGACCACGGUCUGCAGCAUCUUCUCGUUCAUCUGCUUCCUCUAAAAAGAGAGGGAAAAAGGAAUGGUUGGACUCUUUCAAUGGAAGUUCUCACCACUUUCCUGCAGAAGAAGAUAAAAUGCUAUCUGAAUUAGAGUGGGGAUCCCAACAGGCAAAGAAAUCCUUAUCAAGUAGCAGAAUUUCUAAUAAAGAUCAUGAGCAGAAUCCAGAUACAGACAGCACGCUGGAAAACUUGUCUGGACACUCCUUGAUGAGUUUCUCAGACAAGGGAAGAUCCCAGAAGACGCCGACUUCUUCCCCAUCUUCCAGUUCCCAAAAAAUGUUGCAGUUUGAUUCUAUAGGCAAUACAGCAGAGAGAGUCAAGUCACCUGCUGGCUUUUCUGGAAGUACAGCGUCAGGGCUGAAGCCUAACGCAGCCUUCCCUGACUUGAGUCUGGGAACUAGUAGGUCUGUAGCGGGAGCAGCCUCAGUGAGCGGAUGUAUGCGCUUCUCACCUGCUGGACUUCAGCAUCGUUUAUCAGCGGAAUUGAACUACCUUAGUGCCAUUGAGGAGUCUGUGCGACAGCUUUCAGAUGUUGAACGGGUACGAGGCAUAUCACUUGCCCAGCAGGAGAGCGUUUCUUUGGCUCAGAUUCUAAAGGCACAGCAGCAGCGCCAUGAACGGGACUUAGCCCUUUUGAAAAUCAAGGCUGAACAAGAAGCUUUAGAAAGUCAGAGACAACUGGACGAGGCAAGGCAGAAGGCAGCUCAGGUCCAUGCAGAGUCACUACAGCAUCUGGUCCAGUCACGGCAGGAGGCUGUACAAGAGACCCCAUGCAAGGCUGCAGCCAAGCAGGCAGAAACUGCACUUCUCGCUACAGAUGCAACUCACCAGAUCCGUGAGAUGACAGAGUUAGCACGAACCCAGAUUUCGGAUACUGUCAGCACUCCAGCUGCUCCAGUCACCACCUUGUUUGACCACCAGCGGCAUCAUCAUUCAGAAUUCAUGAAGCAACUGAGAGCCCGAACUGAUACAAACAGGAAAUGUGAAUCUGCUGCCAUGUCACAAGGUAAAGAGGAGACAGGUGACUCAAAACAGACAUACUCACCGAUGUUUGAUAGUUAUUCAGAGUCCUCAAGGUCAAAGGUUCAUGAUCAGAGGUAAGAAGAUACCAGCAGCCGCCAAGAGAGUCCUUCAGUUCCAUCUUCUAAGGAGAAUGAGAAAAAGCUUUCCCGUCGCGAAAAGAUAACUAGCAGUAUUGAAGAGCAGGCUCAUACUGGUGUGGAUGAUUCCUUGCCAAGUGAUAGUAUUUUGUCACUGCCAGACGAAAAAGAUUCUGCUUCUGUUGCAACAGAGUAUUCCCUGAAGUUUGAUGAGUCCAUGACAGAGGAUGAGAUUGAGGAAAAGUCUUUUCGGUCUUUGCUGCCUUCUGAGAGUCAUCGCAGAAAUAAUUUGGAGAAGAAACGGGGUAAUCGUGAUGAUUCUGAUGAGGAAGUUUCCCCGGAAAAAACAGCUCUGUCAUCUAUCAAGGAGCUAAGCAUGCCGUUCUCAGGGGGGCAAGAUAGUUUCUCUAAAUUUACCAUGGAGAUGGUAAGACAGUACAUGAAAGAGGAGGAAAUGCGAGCAGCUCAUCAGUCCUCACUGCUUCGGCUCCGGGAGAAGGCUCUGAAAGAGAAGACCAAGGCUGAAUUAGCUUGGCUGGAACACCAGAAGAAGCAUUUGCGAGACAAGGGAGAGGAUGAUAAGAUGCCUCCUAUUCGAAAGCGGCAGCGUGGUCUGCUGCUGAGAUUACAGCAGGAAAAGGCAGAAAUUAAACGUCUUCAAGAGGCUAACAAGGCUGCUCGGAAGGAGAGACAACUGAUCCUUAAACAGCAGGCGGAAAUAGAACGAAUACGUCAGACUACAAUGAAACUGCAGGAAAAGCUAAAGUCUGCAGGAGAAAACAAACUGGAACUUCACAGUGAGGAUGACAUCAAGCAGAGCAAUGGUUCUAGCCCUCUUCCAACUGAUGCAGAAACACGCAGCCCUUCACCAAUCUCAAUCUCCAGCAGUGAGACUAGUAGCAUUAUGCAGAAACUUAAAAAAAUGCGCAGCAGAAUGGAUGAAAAGUUCCUAACUAAGCGAGAACAGAAGCUGAUGCAGCGUCGACAACAUGCUGAAGAAUUGUUGGAGUGGAAACGCCGCCUGGAUGCAGAGGAAGCAGAAAUACGGCGGAUAGAAAAGCAGGCUCUAGCUGCCUGGGACAAAGAGCUGCUCAAAACCAAAAUAGCCAAGAAAGACCUGGGGGAUCAGAGAACGGAGCCCAAAGAAACGGCGAGUGAAGAAGAGUCUCCAGUGCCUUCUUGCUCUCAUCUGAACAGUGAAAGCUCUGUCCCAGAAGAUCUUGGCAGUCUAGCUGCUGAGUCUGUCCUGUCAGAGACUAUGGGCCGUGGACAGCCAGAAAGCCCAGAUCAGAGUACAACUAAUGAAGAAAUGGUUUAUUCUGAAGAGUUCAAGUCCUCUACCUCACCUGGCAAACUUUCUCCUCCCAAAAGCAGCAUAUCUGUAUCAAAGCAAGAUUCCAGCAAAGGCAGCCACAGAACUGGAGGACAGCUACGUUCACCUGUGAAGUCUCAUCAGAUAUCUCACAACUGGUCUGAUGAAUCUUUAUCUAUGACACAGUCAGAAACCACAUCUGAUCAAAGUGACAUUGAAGGACGGAUCAGGGCCCUGAAGGAUGAACUACGGAAAAGGAAGUCUGUGGUUUACCAGCUGAAAAAGGAACAGAAAAAGAGACAAAAGGAGAGACUGAAGGCCCAGGAAGCCAGUUUGAUCAAACAACUGGAGUCGUAUGAUGAGUUUAUCAAGAAGACUGAAGCAGAGCUGAGCCAAGAUCUGGAGGCAUCGCCCACAGCCAAACCUCAGAUUAAAACUCCAUCCUCAGCUGCUGCUGAAAAACCUAAGAUCAAGGCACCACCACUCCAUAGGGCUGAGACAGCUAAAAACUGGAAAUCACUGGCUGAAUCAGAGCGAUCCAGAGCAUCUUUGGAAUCCAUUUCAGAACAUGCAGAUGCUGCAUCAUCACGAACUGAGAGAUCUGUGUCUGUGCACACCAAGAAGGUGGUUGUGACAGAUGUUCAUGCAGAAGAACCUUCUGGAACAUCUUCCUUGGUUUUAAUAUCACCAAGGAGUUCCAGAGCAGGAUCUGGUGAUUCCUUAGAUAAUGUGCCCUCAUCAUCUCUUCUCAAAGAUGUGAAAGACAUUAGCAGGAUAUCCCAUGGGUCAAUGAACAAUGUGGUAAAUGCAUCCAAUGAUGAGGCUGCCUUCAGUCAUAAAUCUGAGAUACAGGAAGACUUGGAAUACAUAAAGUCCAAGGAAUAUGAGAUUGACGAUUCUCAUGUUAAGCCUUUGGAGAGUUCUGAUGUCUUGUUGACAUUAGAUAAAGAACAGGAGAGCUCACUGGACAUACUUUCAAAGAAAGUCUUCCGUUCUGAAAACAAACACUCUCAGGAGGAGCUCUUUGGUUUGGCUGUGGAAAGUCUUCAUGGUACGGAAGAAAUCUUAGAACAGAGACUGGCAGAUAAAGAUGCUGUAACUGGCCCCAGCAUACAAGAGUCGUCUUGCAAACUGAGCAAAUCGGCAGAGGAAAAAGGUUAUCUGCUUUCAGAACAACUCUUUAGUCAAAAGGAGCCAUCGUACCUUGAAGACUUUGAAGGAUCCUCUUCCAGAAAACAAGCAUCAAUUGAAAGACUUCCUGGGGAAUGUUACAAAGAUGACUUUGAAGCAUCUCUUCUCUCUCCUAAUGGGGAUGCUCAGUCACCAACAGAGCGGUCACAGCAUACACAAACCAGCAGAAGUAGAUCCACCAGCCUUGGCAGUGAUGGCGAAAUCAGUGAAUACCUCAGUGACAGGUCUCUCUCCCUCUCUGGCAGCAUGCAUUCAGAGAGGUUAUUAGAACUUAAGUCUCCAACAGAACUUAUAAAAAAUACUGAACGCAGAGAUGUGGAGCAAGAACAGGCCCCUACCGAAUCACCGCUGUGGGCCUCUGUUUCAAUCACAGAAGAAACAGAUAGUUUGCCAAAUUUCAACAUUGGGGAUAGAGUCCUUGUGAGUAAAGUCCAGCCUGGAACAUUGCGAUUCAAAGGUCUGACGAAGUUUGCCAAAGGGUUUUGGGCUGGUGUGGAGUUGGAUAAACCUGAAGGGAACAAUAAUGGAACUUACGAUGGUAUUAAAUAUUUCGAUUGCAAAGAAAAGCAUGGUAUUUUUGCUCCUCCUCAAAAGAUCUCUCACAUUACAGAAAGUAUUGAUAGCCACUUAGACACAAAUAAGGAUGAAGACUCAUUCUUCGAUGAUAGACUGGAGAAGCAACACAAAGCAGAGCAGAAAGACAAAGGAAGUUCCAAACCUAGCAAGGAGGAUGAACCCCAGACCAGAGAUGCAACAGAGAACUAUUCCCAGGAUAAAGCUCCUGCAGACACAGCUGUUUCCGAAGCCUCAGCUGGGGAAAGUGUUGAUGAAGAGUCAUCUUCUAAAGUGAACAGCAUAAAGGAGAUUUCUGUAGCUACUGAGUCACUUGCCCAAGAACAGUCAGUGGUGGAUUAUCUGAAGCAUGCUGUAAAAGAGGAGGCCAGCCUUGCUCCUCUCAUUUCUGGUAUUGUGGAUGAGAUUUCCAUUGUGCAGUUGGAUGAUGUCUCAGAUUUCCUUUCUGAAAAAUUGGAGAGGCAGAAGACACUAGGGGAAGAAUGUGCUGAAAAGUUAGAUGAUGUCUCUCCUGGAGUUGUGGAGAAGCCUGCAACUCCACUUCUGGAUUUGCUGACAAAAGAAAAGAACCAGUUAGAAGCCCAGCUUAGACUACCACUUAGAGAGGAAGAAAAGUCGAAAGACCAACUGGAGAAGGUCAGCUUGCUGACAGACAGUCUACUUAAAGAUUUUGUGAAAGACACGGUCAAUCAGCUACAGCAAAUAAAGAAGGUCAGGAAUGAGAAAAUCCAGCUGAGCAACCAGGAGCUCUGUGAUGUGAAGGAGGAAUCCGGUACCCCAACCCAGCAGGUGGAAAAGCAGAUUCCUGACGGACUGAAUAACUUUUUUCUAAGUUCCGAUUUUGAAGAUGAAAGAGAAGAACUUUCCUCUCCAGACAUGUGUCCCAGACCAGAGAGUCCAGUGUUUGGUGCCAGUGGUCAGGAAGAGCUUGCCAAGAGACUGGCAGAGCUGGAGCUUAAUCGGGAGUUCUUGAGUGUGCUGGGAGAUGAUCAAGACUGGUUUGAUGAGGACUACGGCCUGAGUUCCCGUAAGGUCCAGCAGAAGCAAGCUGAGGAACCAGCAGUGCUGCCCAAGGUAGAACCGCAGAAAGUGCCAACAAAGCCGUGUGAGGAGCCUUUGGCGGUCCCUCAUACUGCAGUGGAGGUGGAAGGUAUGGUGCAUGCAGCGGCUGAGGAACUCUGGAAACUGAAGGAGCUGGGUCAUGAUCUUCAAAGUUUCAGCCUUCAUACAGAUCUUAGUAGUACCCUCAAAGAGCAGGACACGGACAUGAUAAACAAGCAGGUUUAUAAAAAGGUGGUGUUUGAUUUAACAAGAGAGAUCUUUGGAGAAAUCUUUGCUGAGGAUCCUAAUCUAAAUCAGCCUAUUUGGAUGAAACCGUGUAGGAUCGCAUCUGCUUACUUUCGCCGAGUAAAAGAUCCAAAUGAUCUGGAUGAAAUCAAGAGCUUCAUUGCAGCUGAAGUACUGAAGUUGUUCAGCCUGAGGAAGGAGCCUAAUCACAAAACAGACUGGCAGAAGAUGAUGAAGUUUGGGCGGAAGAAACGAGACCGAGUGGAUCAUAUACUGGUGCAGGAACUUCACGAGGAAGAAGCGCAGUGGGUGAACUAUGAUGAGGACGAACUGUGUGUAAAGAUGCAGUUGGCAGACGGGAUCUUCGAGGCCUUAAUCAGAGACACUGUUGAUGUACUGAACCAGAUAAAUGAGAAACAGCGGAGAUUGCUGCUUGUCUGACAGUGCUGAAAAUAAACUUACAGCUGCGUAACCACUGAGUCACGGGCCUUCCUGACUCCUGACGUACUCUCGACCCUGCAAGCGCUGCUGCUGGACUUCCAUGCGUGGGGUUUAAAGGCAGUUCAUAUGUGAUUAAAGGAACUUCAAUUUGUAUCCACUGCCACUAGAGACCUCGCACUGGAUUUGUUGUUUGGAACAAGCUGAUCCCUCACUCGAGGCUGUAUUGUGGAGUGCUCAAGACUGUUCGUGUGCCAAUGCAGUUAUGCCACAUAACUGUCAGCAGCUUUCUGGGGCCCCGGCCUGGGGCUUUGACAUGUUCAGCUUGUGCUCUGAAAGGGUUGGGUUAAGUUGGGAUAUUGGCUGUUUUGCUGGAAAGGCUGUCUGCCAUCAGUACUCGACUUGUCUUUAGAAAUGUGAGUAAUUUGGAGAAGAAACGGUUUGGCCAGGUUUUAGUCAUAAAUGGAGACUUACCGUACUGAACAGUGUUAUAACCUUAACACCUCUUCUCCUGCAGCCCUAACAAUGUGCAUCAGUUUCUUCUGCUCCAGAGCCCGUUUAAUUCCCUUCUCUGUGAAGCUGGUUUUCAUCUUUCUUCUGUGAUGUGGUACCAAGUAUGGUGCCAGCCAGUCCAGGGAAGUUAGAUGAUGUUGCUUUCUGCAUUCAAGUAAAGAAUUCUUGCUGCUUUUCCUAUGUAACUUGCUUCAGUCCCGAGGUGGAGCAAGAUAAAGGCCGCCUAAUGUCAAGCGUGAAAGAUGACCCCGUGGACAACUUUCCUCCUACCAGGAGCACUUCUUUUCUUCCUGGAGCACCAGCUGCUCCCAGAUAAUGGAUACUCAGGAUUUUCUCAGGCACGAGACAUGCAGGAGUGGGAAACGUUUCCUCACAAAAAUUUGGCCUUCAAUCCUUCAGCUUCCUCCCUUACUGUCACCUAAUAAAUCGGAGAAGCCGUUACUUGAACAAUUUAGAGAACAGAGUGUAUUCACCAAAGAAAGCGGUGUCCAGUGCUUGACUGUCUGCAUGUUUUGUGCUUGUGGGUUUUUUAUUUAUUUUCAGAUAAUUUAUUAAGUGGGUUAUAGGAGAGUGUCUUGUGCUCUUGGCUGCGCUGUCUUAUGUUUUGAGACAGCCAAACUUGAGAAAGCAUCUGUUCUGGAAAAUUCCAGAGCCCCAUAUUCCUUGCACCAACCCUCCAGCUUCCCGAGACAGAUACAGGGGGGGAAGGUAAGAAGAACCAAACCACAGUGACCAGGGGUGGGAAGCAAAGGCAGGACUAGGAAUGGACCUUGACCAUACCUGGUUCGGAGACAAGGGAGAGUUGAGAGGACCGAGCUGAAAAAUAAUGUGAAACUUCCCUGCUCCAUCUGUUUCCUUCCUUUCCCGGAACUUCUAGGCCAUGGGCAGCUGUUAGUGAUUGAUUCAGUGCUGGGUUCAACUGCAGUGUCCUUUUGCCGAGUGCUCGUUCCUAACCUGUCUCUCCCACUCUUGUGUUUUUCUUGGAGGAACACAGACAAUCUGGGGUCGAAUGUUGAUGCCUUAAUAGUGGAUGUCCCUGUUGCUAACCUGGGACAAGCCCCAGAGGAGAGUCACAGUCUCAAGACACAUUGGAGUGCAGGAGGACACUCUGAAGCCCUCAGAGGUGCCCCAAAGAUGCUGCAGCCCACGAUAGGCGUGGCGAGGAGAUCUCUACCAUUUCAUUCAUCUCUUUGGUUCUUGGGCUUCCUGCUCUGCAUACCUCUGCUACUGCUCCAUUUUCUUUUCUCUUUUCCACCUUUUUUUUUUUUGAAAGCUAUCAUUGGAAUAUUUGCAUUUUGCACAACGACACACAGCUGGUAAUUCUUCAGGGACAGCACUGGGAAAUGUUGGAUUUGUCAGAGGUCCAUGCAAAUUCUCAGGUGUAGUGUUGCCAGCACCUCACUUGUGAGUUAACGGUGAGCCAUAUUCAUGGGAAUGGAAGAACAAGGAGGAGGUCAUGGUGUAUAGGAACACCUCCAACGGGCAUAUGCAUGUCUGUCCUGCCGUAGUGGCCCUUCUGGCUGGCUGGAAGUCAGAUGGUCUUGCAGGAGCAUUGUUCAGCUGCUUUUCCCUAAGUGAUUCACUUGUCCACGUAAAAUGUCACGAUGCUGAACCAGGAAACUCUCGAAUGCUUAAGAUAGAAGCAAACUAAAGCUGCUGCAUUUAACCAGCAUAGUAUCACUGAUUGGAUCACCGCCUCAGAUUCCCUUUCCUGGGUGUAUCUUCUUCAAUAGCGAGGAUUGCUAUUUUUAUAGGUAGCAGUUACGGAAGGAAGGCAGAAACCUGCAGCGUAGGUUUGUGGCUGGAGUAUCAGAGAAAUGAAGUUUAGUUUCUGUUCUGUAGAUACCACGGCCAGCGUUGAGAAGGUUGCCCUGCAUCCCUGAGGCUUUUCGGCUGUUCGGCGGGGCUGACACAGCUUUUCUGGUCUGUCCACCAGCCGGGAGAAGGUUGUACAGUUGGCCUGCCAAGGUGCUGGGGACCACUGGAGAUCGUAUGCCUGUUGUCUUGUUGGCUUGGAUAGCACUAGUUUAGUACCCUCAACAGAAGUACUAUCUAUAUUUACAGUUGUUUGGGCAGAAGGAAGCUGUG